AUGAACCUUUUAGCAGAACAAAAAGAGGAAGAUAGUUUUCAUGAUUAGAUGCUGACGAAAGCAGAGCAGAGCAGAUAACGCCAAAUCCAAAACUACAACAACUUUAAAACGACAUUGUCUCCUACCUCUGAUAUCUUUGCUUUAAAGGCAAUGGAGGAGAAAUCAACGGCGGCGGCGGCGGUGGCAGCACCACCAACGGUAAUAGAACACAAAGCAUACGGGCGUGUGGGUCUAUUAGGGAAUCCAAGUGAUGUUUAUUAUGGGCGUACCCUGUCGUUUAGUCUUGGAAAUUUCUGGGCAACCGUUCAGUUACACCCAUCUCAUGAUCUCGUCAUCAAGCCACAUCCGACGCAUGAUCUUGUCCAAUUCUCUUCUCUCAAUCACCUGGUGGAUCGAUUGCAAAGUGAAGGGUAUUAUGGAGGAGUACGAUUGCUGAUGGCUAUUUGUAAAGUAUUUUUCAAGCAUUGUAAGGAGAAUGAGAUCAACCUUCAUUCUCUAAAUUUCACUCUUUCUUAUGAUACUAACAUUCCUCGCCAGACUGGACUUUCAGGUUCUAGUGCUAUCGUAACUGCGGCCUUGAAUUGUCUUCUUGAUUUCUAUAAAGUCAGGCAUUUGAUUAAAGUUGAAAUCCGGCCUAAACUUGUGCUUAGUGCUGAGAAAGAACUUGGGAUUGUUGCUGGCCUUCAAGAUCGAGUGGCUCAGGUGUAUGGGGGUCUUGUUUACAUGGAUUUUUCCAAGGAUAUUAUGGAUAGGCUGGGUCAUGGGAUCUAUACACCUAUGGAUAUUAGCCUUCUUCCACCCCUUCAUCUUAUCUACGCUGAGAAUCCAAGUGAUUCUGGGAAGGUACAUAGUACAGUUCGAAAAAGGUGGCUUGAUGGUGAUAAAUUUAUUAUAUCAUCCAUGGAAAAAGUUGCAGAUGUUGCAGUAGAAGGACGUACUGCUAUUCUUGAAAAGAAUUACGACAAACUUGCAGACCUGAUGAACCGUAACUUUGACCUUAGAAGGAGCAUGUUCGGCAACGAUGCCCUUGGUGCUAUGAACAUAGAAAUGGUGGAGGUGGCACGAAGAAUAGGUGCUGCUUCAAAAUUUACCGGCAGCGGAGGAGCUGUCGUUGUUUACUGUCCUGGUGGGGCUUCACAGGUAAAGCUUCUGGAGGAUGCUUGUCAGAAAGCUGGUUUUUCCAUUCAGCCUGUGCAGGUAGUUCCUGCUCUUCUUACCGAAGAAGAUAUGAAGACAUUGUCAUAACAAAGAAAUAUUUAGACCAAGCUGUCCGAGCAACAAAGAAUUUUUUUUGCCGACACCUAAUUUUUUUAUAUCUUGUAAUAACAUCAUUAGCCUUUUGAAAUGUUCAUGCUGGAAUUUGGGAGUUGAAUUUGUUCUCCUAAUGAUUUCUUUUUGAAGUUCUCUACCAUUCUCUUGGCCAAGUGAUACACUCAUUUUUUUAUAAAUAAAUUGAAAGGGGAAAUUUACUCAA
Molecule: messenger RNA, 1474 nt
Organism: Mercurialis annua (annual mercury)
Lineage: Eukaryota; Viridiplantae; Streptophyta; Magnoliopsida; Malpighiales; Euphorbiaceae
Product: glucuronokinase 1-like
Exons: 6
Coding region: 151-1245 (364 amino acids)
Molecular function (GO): ATP binding
Source: RefSeq, a predicted model, not a curated record